Molecule: messenger RNA, 2046 nt
Organism: Chenopodium quinoa (quinoa)
Lineage: Eukaryota; Viridiplantae; Streptophyta; Magnoliopsida; Caryophyllales; Amaranthaceae
Exons: 4
Coding region: 1-2046 (681 amino acids)
Source: RefSeq, a predicted model, not a curated record
AUGUCCACUAUUGCCGAGCAAUUUCCUGAUGAUCAUCUAAACAUCCGACACAUUUACAAUUGCCGGAAUGACUUCAGGAUGGAGAUGUUCGAAGGAAGAGGAGUAGUUCAGCAAUUUCUUCAUCAGGCGAGAGAGAGUAAAUACAUUUACUGGGUCACGAACGAUGAUCACAACAUUUUGCAACAUGCAUUUAUGGUGCACCCGAUCAUGGUCAACAUACUCCGCACAUACCCACAUGUCAUAGGUAUGGAUUCUACUUACAAGACCAAUCGAUAUAACAUUCCUUUCUUUGAGGUAGUAGGUGUGACACCGACAAACCAGAAUUUUCUAGUUGGAUAUGUUUUCAUGCGCGACGAGUGCACGGCUAGCUAUCGGUGGGUGUUGCAGAGAUUCAGGGAGUUUAUUGGGUUUGAUAAAGAGCCAUCUAUAUUUAUUUCAGACCGUGAUCUUGGGCUAUGUGUGGCUUUGAGAGAAGUCUUUCCAGGGACGUCACAUUUACUCUAUAUAUGGCACAUCAACAGAGAUGUGGAGGCUAAGGUGACGAAGAUGUUCGGAAACAAGAAGGUUGGUGUCAGUUUUAGAAAUGGGAAAUGGUUCAAAAUCGUGAAUGCAACAACACAGGCGGAGUAUGAUUAUGCUCUAGCUACCAUGCAAGUGAGGUGGGGAAAAUAUCCGGCAGUGAUUCAGUAUGUUCAGAGAACAUGGCUUUGUCAUAAGGAGAAAUUUGUGAAAUAUUGGACGAACCAGGUUCUUCACUUUGGUAACACCACCAACUGCAGAGUUGAGAGCCAACAUUCAGCAGUGAAAACUUGGUUUGAAUCAUCCACAGGUUCUUUGGAUACCGUAUGGGCCCGAGUCCAUUGUCAUAUCGGUAAUCGAAUCAUACAAAUUCGUAAUGAGUUGGAGGCAUCAAGGUCUAAAAUUGGUCAGAUGUACAGACAGUUGCCACUGUCACAUAUAAAUGACAAAGUGUCUCAACAUUGCUUGAAAGAACUGCAUAACAAGACGAAAAGGAUGCGGGAUUUGAGUUACCAGGUCCAUGAACGUUGUGGAUGUGCUAUGCGUGUGACCCAUGGUCUUCCAUGUGCUUGCCAGAUACAUGAUUCGAUAGUUGCACAGUCAGGAUUGUAUAGCAACCAAAUUCAUUCUUUCUGGAAGACACUGGUUAUUGGUGAUGGUGUUAACAUUCCUGAAGUGGUUAAUGAUUCGACCGAGGAGACUGCACAUUGUCGAUCCCUAAUUGAUGAAGUCAUGGAAAGUGACCCGGCCGUACAUCGAAAUGUAACGCGAAUCAUUGAAGAGGAGCUACAUCCAGAUCAUACACACCUUGAAGAACCACAUGUCAACCUCAACACUCGUGGUCGACCGAGGAACAAUGACACCAGGCGUGAUCGAAGUUAUUUCGAGCAUGUGAACCGUCAACACACUCAACGUGGUGGUGACCCAGAACCAGAUCCAAGUGACAUUAGUCAAUGCAGUACCUAUAAUUCCCUACACAUUUCGUCUUGGAAGGAUGUCAUUGGUGAUGGGAACUGUGGCUUUUGUUGUGUCGCCGACUUCUUCUUUGGCGAUCAGGCGCUGUGUUUUGACGCUCGGGAAACAAUAGCGAACAAGAUCGCCGGCCAUCCUGAUUUGUACGAACGGAUUUACGGGCUUGGACGACUUUGGAUGAACGUAGAUCGUAUUCGGUGGGAUGGUGGGGCUGUCGGGGAGCGGCAUUGGAUGGUUACAAUUCAAGAUUUAUUUCCUAUUGCUACGUGGUUCAACGCAAGGGUGAUUUAUCUCGGGGUAGGCCUAGUACCAACUUGCUACUACCCAUGCAUCACAGUCUUACCGCUGAGGGCACGCAACGGGGUUCAGACACCGACUCGAGAGUUUGUGAUUGCUACAGUUGGUGGAUCACAUUUCAUCCGUCUUGACCUUGUACCUGAUUCACCUCUCCCGCCGAUUGCCGGUUGGUGGACUGAACACCACGAGGAUAGUGUUAAUGGAUGGUAUCAACAAUAUGAAUUUAGAAGGGACAUGUGGGAUGCAUUAGUUAGGUAG